AUGGAGAACCUUCCAGGCGACGUUUUAUCAAAAAUAUUCAUCCGCUUAUUAGCGAAACAGCUUGCACAAAUGAGAUGCGUUUGUAAAACUUGGAAUGCUAUCUUAUCUGAAUCCUCCUUUAUAAAAUCUCACCUACAUCAUUCAAUCCAUAACAACGAUGAAAUUCUCUUCUUCUUUAAGAAGAAUACGAUUAUUUUUAACUGUUUUUCUAGUCCGGGUCCAAUAACAGCACGCCCCUCUUCUUCUCCACGUCUCGAACUCACGAAUUUCAUUAAACUUAAAUUCCCAAUUAAUCCCCAACAUAAAAACCCCUCGGUCACUGUCAUCAUCGGGUCCGUGAAUGGCUUAAUAUGCUUUAGUUACUCAUCAAAUCAUGAUUAUUUCAUUUGUAUUUGGAAUCCUUCUCUCUCUGCGUCCUUAACCCUCCCGCCAUCUUCUUUGCCCUACACUAGAUACUUUCUGGCAUUUGGUUAUGAUCCCAAAACGGAUGAUUACAAAGUUGUUAAACUUGAAAACAUACCGUAUUAUGAAAAACCUAACAUCAACAUGGUAACACAACCACUAGGUGAGGUGUAUAGCAUGAGAAAGGGUUCAUGGAAGUUAAUACCUCAAACGAUUCCUUCCUACAUCAAACUUUUCAUUGGCCAAAAUGAAGUUUGUUUAAAUGGCCAUCUUCAUUGGCUUUGCCUAACUGAUUUGGAAGUUAGUCCACGGCCACAAACGAUAUUGACAUUUGAAUUGGGUGCAAUGACAUAUGGUCAGAUACCUCUUCCGGAUUCUGUACAACUAGAUCAACAUCUAUUCCGCGUAAAUACUUUGGGAGUUUUGGGUGGAAAGCUUUGUUUGAUGUCGUCCGCUAAAGAUGGUGAAUUUGGUGUGUGGGUGAUGGAUGAUGAUGAAUCAUGGGCGAAGCAUCAUGUCUUUUCCCAGUUUAGUUCUUGUAUAACUCCAUAUGGAUUCACAUCACACAAGGAGUUUCUUUUUCAAGUUGGUGUUACUUGUCGUUUUGCUCUGUAUGAUCCUGUUGCAGCCAAGACUAAAAUCUUUAAGAUUAAGAUGAGGCCACCAGUAGUUGACAGAUUAAUAAUUUUCAGGUACGUCGACAGUCUUGUUUGGAUAGCACCUAACAGUCGAUUAAAAUUGGCUGGUUGA
Messenger RNA from Lactuca virosa, 1152 nucleotides. NCBI's taxonomy places the organism in Eukaryota, Viridiplantae, Streptophyta, Magnoliopsida, Asterales, Asteraceae. The record is from the annotation of a GenBank genome assembly.